AUGACUGAGGAAGAUAUUGCUGCUGGAGGUGUAAUGGACAUCAAUACUGCUAUACAAGAGGCGCUGAAGACUGCCCUCAUCCACGAUGGCCUAGCACGUGGAAUCUGCAAAGCUGCCAAAGCCUUAGACAAGUGCCAAGCCCAUCUUUGUGUGCUUGCAUCCAACUGUGAAGAGCCUAUGUGUGUCAAGUUGGUGGAGGCCUUUUGUGCUGAACACCAAAUCAACCUAAUUAAGGCUGAUGACAGCAAGAAACUAGGUGAAUGGGUCGGCCUCUCUAAAAAUGGCAGAGAGGGAAAGCCCCGUAAAGUGGUUGGUUGCAGUUGA
This is a messenger RNA of Saimiri boliviensis boliviensis (Bolivian squirrel monkey), 324 nucleotides long. Its product is annotated as small ribosomal subunit protein eS12-like. Gene Ontology annotation, biological process: translation. The record is from RefSeq and is a predicted model, not a curated record. NCBI's taxonomy places the organism in Eukaryota, Metazoa, Chordata, Mammalia, Primates, Cebidae. Gene Ontology annotation, molecular function: structural constituent of ribosome. Gene Ontology annotation, cellular component: ribosome.